Messenger RNA from Rhinichthys klamathensis goyatoka, 2499 nucleotides. It is a transcript of the gene pde4bb, whose product is annotated as phosphodiesterase 4B, cAMP-specific b. Gene Ontology annotation, molecular function: transmembrane transporter binding; 3',5'-cyclic-AMP phosphodiesterase activity. The transcript is spliced from 17 exons. Gene Ontology annotation, cellular component: nucleus; perinuclear region of cytoplasm; cytosol. The coding region runs from base 186 to 2309 and encodes 707 amino acids. The record is from RefSeq and is a predicted model, not a curated record. Gene Ontology annotation, biological process: signal transduction. NCBI's taxonomy places the organism in Eukaryota, Metazoa, Chordata, Actinopteri, Cypriniformes, Leuciscidae.
AUAGGAGGGGUUUACGGAAAGGUCUGUUUUAUUCGCUCUCACGCCGUUUGUAUUCGUUCAUCGGCGACUAUCAUCUCGGAACGACUGCACAUGCAUAUAAGUUCACAGAAGAAGUCCAUUUGAAUGCCGGCGGAGAGUCCCAGGAGACAGAAGAACCUUCUGAUCUGUAGCUGUCGGCUGAGAACAUGAGGAAGAGCCGGAGUGUUUUGGCAGUGACACCUAUUGAUGACAGCAAGGACCUCUCAGGAUCUACAUCUUCAGGCGCUACAUUGGGCGUGGAUCUCUGGCGAGGCCCCCGACGGCACUCAGGAACCCUUGUGUUGCCGCCGCUGUCAUGGAGACAGACAGAGAGGGCCCGCAGUCCUCAAGAAUAUCACGUUUCCAGACCUACGUCACUGGGCUUCAUUACUCCACCACGUAUAGAUAUCACACCAGUUCCCCCUGAUAGUUUGGAGGUGGAGAAUGGACCCUCUAUCGGCUGCAGUCCAUUGGACCUACAAGUGUCACCGGGCUCUGGUAUGGUCCUGCAUCCCAACAUGGCCAGUCACGGGCAACGGCGAGAGUCUUUCCUUUACCGCUCAGACAGUGACUAUGACCUCUCGCCCAAAUCCACCUCUCGCAACUCCUCCCUUGUUGGAGAACAGUUACAUGGGGAAGAUCUGAUAGUCACUCCUUUUGCUCAGGUGCUUGCAAGUCUUCGCACUGUUAGGAAUAAUGUCAGCUUCCUGACAAAUGUGCCGUGUCCCUCCAGCAAAAGAUCACCAGUCAGCAGUCAACCACCAAUGACCAAAGGCAACCUGUUAGAUGAGUCCUACCAGAAGCUGGCUGUGGAGACCAUGGAGGAGCUAGACUGGUGCCUGGACCAGCUGGAGACCAUCCAGACGUACCGCUCCGUCAGUGACAUGGCCUCCAACAAGUUCAAAAGGAUGUUGAAUCGGGAACUGACACAUCUGUCUGAGAUGAGUCGCUCUGGAAACCAGGUGUCCGAGUUCAUCUCCAACACAUUCUUAGAUAAACAGAACGAGCUGGAGAUCCCUUCGCCCACUUCGAAAUCGCGGGAGAGGAAGAGGAGGCAGCAGCAGCUCAUGAAUCAGAUCAGCGGGGUGAGGAAGGUGACGCAUGGCUCUGGUCUACCCAGCAGCAGCAGUACGGCCAGGUUCGGCGUAAAAACAGAUUUGGAGGACUUGCUCUCUAAGGACCUGGAGAACAUCAACAAGUGGGGUCUGAACAUCUUCAAUGUUUCAGAGCACUCUCACCACCGGCCUCUGACCUGCAUCAUGUAUGGCAUUCUUCAGGAGAGAGAUUUAAUGAAGACAUUCAAGAUCCCAGUGGACACCUUUGUGACGUACAUGAUGACCCUCGAAGACCACUACCACGCAGACGUGGCCUAUCACAACAGUCUCCACGCGGCUGAUGUGGCCCAGUCCACACACAUCCUGCUGUCCACGCCCGCACUGGAGGCAGUCUUUACAGACCUGGAGAUCCUGGCCGCUAUCUUUGCAGCAGCCAUCCAUGACGUGGACCACCCAGGGGUUUCAAACCAGUUCCUAAUUAAUACCAACUCCGAGCUGGCGCUCAUGUACAAUGAUGAGUCUGUUCUCGAGAACCAUCACCUAGCGGUUGGUUUCAAGCUCUUGCAAGGGGAAAACUGUGAUAUCUUCCAAAACCUCUCCAAGAAACAGCGACAGUCUCUCAGGAAAAUGGUCAUUGACGUGGUACUAGCGACAGACAUGUCCAAGCACAUGAGCUUACUGGCUGACUUGAAGACAAUGGUCGAGACCAAGAAGGUGACGAGUUCAGGAGUGUUGUUGCUCGACAACUAUACGGACAGGAUACAGGUCUUAAGAAAUAUGGUUCACUGUGCCGAUCUCAGCAAUCCCACCAAGCCAUUGGAUCUGUACCGGCAAUGGACGGACCGCAUUAUGGAAGAGUUUUUCCACCAGGGUGACCGAGAGAGAGAGCGAGGCAUGGAGAUCAGCCCGAUGUGUGACAAACACACCGCUUCAGUGGAGAAGUCUCAGGUUGGUUUCAUUGACUACAUCGUGCACCCGCUAUGGGAGACUUGGGCGGACCUGGUGCAUCCAGAUGCGCAGGAUAUCUUGGACACUUUAGAAGAGAACAGGAACUGGUACCACAGCAUGAUACCACAGAGUCCCUCCCCUCCCUUUUUCGAAACGGGAACUGACGGUGGAGAUAAGUUUCAGUUCGAGUUGGAGGACGAGGAAGGAGCCAAGCAGGAUACAGAGAACCUCUUCGAGACAGACAGUGUUGAGACUGUGACGCGUUCUCCUUCAUCUGCCGAGACGUAGCACCUCACUACAUGUUGGCCGUAUUUGAUGACAGAGUAAAGUGGAGGAAGGUUAUUCUCCCGCUAUCUGAGAAUCCCACUGAGGACCACUGUGUCUUGGGACUCUGCUGUUGUUACAGAGCCUAUAAUGGGGAGCGAGCGAACAUCCUACACAAUAUAGUUUUCACAGAAUUUGCAAGAAUCCAGUCAAG